CGCGCGGUAGGCCGAUAGCUCUGCUCCCCUGGCCCGCCCUGCGAUAUAUAACACGAGCCAUCAAGGGCAAGCCAGCCAGCCAGCCAAACACCAACAGCAACUUCAUCCAUCCAGGAUUCGAGCGAGCGAGCGAGCGGGAGAUGGCGAGGAAGCAGGGGGCGGCAUGGAGGAGGAGCGGCUUCGUGAGGCAAUACACCAGGUCCAGCGUGCCGAGGAUGAGGUGGACGGCCGAGCUCGAGAGCAGCUUCGUGGGAGCCGUCGAGCGCCUCGGCGGCCGGGACAGCGCCAAGGUGACUCCUAAGCGCAUUCUCGAGCUCAUGGACGUCCGAGGGCUCACCAUAUCCCACGUCAAGAGCCACCUUCAGAUGUACAGAUGCACACCGCAUGACAAUGGAAAGAAAGGUGACGUAGGUGCCAAAAAUCCCUGUGCCUUUCUUCCUGAGACGCAGCCACAACUCGGUCUCAAGAAUCACCCGUUUGCCACCGACGAGCGAGGCUCCGAAGGACUCACAUUCCCACCCAUGAAAAGGGCCAAGGCAGGGGCAGAGGUUGCAGCCUCAUGCAAGAGCAUGCAAGGGAACAGUGGUAUGAGGAUGAUGAUUCCUGGCAACCGGUGCUGCAUUGAUGAUUACGUGCAACUGCAAGCAAUGUCCAUGGACAGGAUGAGGAGGAGCGUAAACGAGGGCCUCCGACGGCACAGCGCUGCUGCUGCAAGCCUCCAGGAAUUACGACCCUGGGUGCAAGGCCCAGAGGCCUCUAAGGAUAGCAAACCGGGAGCAGUCCGUCGUCUGAACCAUACGGCGAGACAGUUACCUUCCAUGGAGAGAUACGAGAGUGGGUGCUUCCUGUUCAGCAGUGCAACGAGCGGAGAGUGUGAGCCGGCGGCUUACUUGGGGGCCAACCAACGCUCGCCGUCCCCAUGGUUCGCCGUGGAGCAGAGAGCCGUGAAAGAUGUCUCCUCCUGGCCCAGCCAGAGCAGCUGUGCGCUCUCGCCGUCUUCGAGGAGCUUCAGCGACUGCUCGGGGCCUCCGGACUGCAGUUUUGCUGGGCAGGGGAUUAACCUGGAACUUUCUCUGUCGAUACCUGGAUUGUAGUUUAGAACGUUACGCAUGCUAGCUGUUUUUGUAGACCGGUUUCAGCAUUGGGUUAUCAUGUUUGUUUCAGCUGAUCGCCUGGUGUUUUUUUUUGUUGUUGUUGUUGUUGGUAGUCCUCCAAGCAUGCCGCAAAUGGGGCUAGUGAUUAGUCGUUUUUUUCAGAAAAGGAGGGCACACCCCUGGACUCUGCUAGUGAAUAGUCGCUUUAAGAGACGCCUUGAAUAUAAGGCAGUAUGGCAAGGGAUGUAA
Aegilops tauschii subsp. strangulata is the source of this 1343-nucleotide messenger RNA. Its product is annotated as myb family transcription factor MOF1-like. The record is from RefSeq and is a predicted model, not a curated record. NCBI's taxonomy places the organism in Eukaryota, Viridiplantae, Streptophyta, Magnoliopsida, Poales, Poaceae. Gene Ontology annotation, molecular function: DNA binding; DNA-binding transcription factor activity.